Diatraea saccharalis (sugarcane borer) is the source of this 1513-nucleotide messenger RNA. The record is from the annotation of a GenBank genome assembly. Lineage: Eukaryota; Metazoa; Arthropoda; Insecta; Lepidoptera; Crambidae.
GUACACUUUGAAUAAUAUUAUUAAAAUUCAAACUAUUUUUCAGAGUUAAAGUCUUGUUAUAUUAUUACUAUCGUUUUAAAGUAAUCAAAAUGUCAAUGUCAAGAACACCGAUGUCGCUCGCCUCUGGGUUAGGUUUUAGAAAACCUAAACUUUAAAAGUUAGAGUAAAACUUUUCAGACGUAUUUUGCGAUGGAGAAAUUUACAAAAUGGCUUUCAGAGCCUCCAAAAUAUACUACAUUUAGGAUAAACAGACUUAGCCCAUUCAAUUGUGACAUCCUCAAAAACUUUUUGUCAAUUCAAGCCGCAGAAUUGAAUACUUCUACAUUACCAAACUUCUACUUAUUAACAUCCGAUUGUUUGGUGUUAGAGAGAUGGCCUGAAGAAUAUACUAAUGUAAAUGCAACAAAGACUGUUAUUGUGGAUAGCUUGUGUGCAGCUGCUGUAUUAAGAGGUGCAAAUGUUUUUGCCCCUGGUGUAAUGGGAUUUCCAGUUGAUUGUAAACUUAAUGACGUAGUUGAGAUCUAUGGUGACUUAUCAGGUCACUGUAAAAGGGGCCUGAAAGUGGAAUACUCUGGUGAAAAAUUAUUUGUAGGCACAGGAACUGUUAAGAUGUUAAGAAAUGAUCUUUAUAAUAAAGGUAUUCAGCCCAGUGGAAUUGCAGUAAAAACAAUAAUGCCAGCUUCAAGAUUGCCUGUAAUUAAUGAACAAAUAUACCCAGAUGGCAUUAUAGUUCUACAAAAUCUACCAUCUAUUGUAUGUGGUUGGGUUGUUGAUGCAAGACCCAAUGAAUACAUUCUUGACAUGUGUGCUGCACCAGGAAAUAAGACUACACAUUUAGCUGAAAUGGCUAAUGAUAAAGCAGUAAUAAUAGCAUUGGAUAAGACAUCUCAGAAAGUUGAAAAGAUUAAAGAAAAUUGUAUCAAACAAGGAGUGACAUGUGUCAGAGCAUAUACUUUUGAUUCUACAAAAUGUAGUUCAAAUGAGAGCAUUGGAAGAGAUUUCAGUCCACCUUACUAUCCUAAUAGUUUUGACAAAGUGCUACUAGAUGCUCCUUGUAGUGGCUUGGGUCAAAGACCAAUGCUUAAGAAUAAAAUUACUCCUAAAAUGCUUGAAUCAUAUAAAUUUGUACAGAGGAAACUGAUGAGUAUGGCUGUAGAAGUUUUAAAAGUAGGAGGAAGAUUGGUAUAUAGUACAUGCACAGUGACUGUGGAUGAAAAUGAAGGCAUGGUACAAUGGGCUCUACAAAAAUUUCCUUGUUUGAAGCUGAUAUCAGCUCACCCACUACAUGGAGGUCCAGGAUUGGCAGGAUGUGGAUUAAAUGAUGAACAAAGGUUUAUGGUACAAAGAUUCAGCCCUGAAGUAGAUCCACUUAGAGAGGCUGAACCUAUUUACAGAGAUACUAUAGGGUUUUUCAUAGCAGCCUUCACAAAAAUCUAAAUAUUUUGUACUUUCAUUAUUGUAACACAUUACCAACACCUGCUAAAAUAAAAAAAUAUUGUAAAAAUAUAAUUGU